CGGUGGCCCGGUCCACCCGGCACCCACCGGCACAGGAGAAACCCGCCCACACAGAGCCACUGGCCCCACCCCUCCUUCUCCCUUAAAAUUGGCUUGAACAGCUCAGGGAGACAGAGCCUGCAGCGACCCAACAGCUCAGCGGCAAGAAGAAGCCCCUGCGAGACUGGGAAAGAAGCAAGAACUCGCGCUUAAGGGGCACAGAAGAGAUGGGGAACAAGAUGAAGACGGAGCUGUUGUGUGUACUGCUGCUUUUCGGAGUGCUUUUCACCGUGCCUGGCCAGGGAAUGCACAGCAGGUUCAGAAGAGGAGCCCGGUCCUACAGAGUGACCUGCAGAGAUGAACAGACACAGACAACUUACCAACACCGCCAGUCGUGGCUGCGCCCCAUGCUUAGAAGCAAUCGGGUGGAAUACUGCCGGUGUAACGGUGGCUCCACGCAGUGCCACUCGGUGCCCGUCAAAAGUUGCAGUGAGCCAAGAUGCUUCAAUGGGGGUAUAUGUCAGCAGGCCCUGUAUUUCUCCGACUUUGUCUGCCAGUGCCCUGAUGGAUUUGUUGGGAAACGCUGUGACAUAGAUACCAGAGCAGCAUGCUUUGAGGGCCAGGGCAUCACCUACAGGGGCACAUGGAGCUCAGCAGAAAAUGGGGCUGAGUGCAUCAACUGGAAUAGCAGUGUUCUGUCCCUGAAGCCUUACAACGCAAGGAGGCCAGAUGCCAUCAAGUUGGGCCUGGGGAAUCAUAAUUACUGCAGAAACCCAGACCGAGACUCCAAGCCCUGGUGCUAUGUCUUUAAGGCAGGGAUGUAUACCCCAGAGUUCUGCAGCACACCAGCUUGUCCUAAGGGAAGAAGUGAGGACUGCUAUGUUGGAAAAGGGUUAACCUAUCGUGGUACCCACAGCCUCACCACAUCUAGGACCUCCUGCCUCCCGUGGAAUUCCAUGACCCUGAUAGGCAAGAGUUACACAGCAUGGAGGACCAACUCACAGGCACUCGGCCUGGGCAGACAUAAUUAUUGCCGGAAUCCAGAUGGGGACGCCAAGCCCUGGUGCCAUGUGAUGAAGAAUGGAAAGCUGACAUGGGAGUACUGUGAUGUGCCCCCGUGCUCCACCUGUGGCCUGAGGCAAUACAAACAGCCGCAGUUUCGAAUUAAAGGAGGACUUUUCACGGACAUCACCUCGCACCCUUGGCAGGCUGCCAUCUUCGUCAAGAACAGGAGGUUUCCUGGAGAGAGAUUCCUGUGUGGAGGGGUGCUGAUCAAUUCCUGCUGGGUGCUAUCUGCCGCCCACUGCUUUGUGGAGAGGUCUCCUCCCCAGGAUCUUAAAGUGGUCUUGGGAAGAACAUACAGGGUGGUGCCUGGAGAGGCGGAGCAGACAUUUGAGAUCGAAAAAUAUAUAGUCCACGAUGAAUUUGAUGAUGACACUUACGACAAUGACAUCGCAUUACUGCAGCUGAGGUCAGAUACCAGGCAGUGUGCCCGGGAAAGCAGCUCUGUCAGCACCGCCUGCCUUCCUGACCCCAACCUGCAGCUUCCCGACUGGACGGAGUGUGAGCUGUCUGGCUACGGCAAGCACGAGGAAUCAUCUCCUUUCUUCUCUGAUCGGCUGAAGGAAGCCCACGUGAGGCUGUACCCAUCGAGUCGCUGUACUUCACAGCAUUUGUCUAACAAAACCGUCACAAACAAUAUGCUCUGUGCUGGAGACACCCGAAGUGGAGGCAACCAAGAUGUCCAUGAUGCAUGCCAGGGUGACUCGGGAGGACCGCUGGUGUGUAUGGUCAAUAAACACAUGACCUUGGUUGGCAUCAUCAGCUGGGGCAUUGGCUGCGGGCAGAAGGAUGUCCCUGGGGUAUACACAAAGGUCACUAAUUACCUAGACUGGAUUCAAGACAACAUGAAGCAAUGACCAAGAAAACCCAGCUCCUUGGAUCCGGAGGAGGAUCUGCCUUCCUCUUCAGUAGAAGACACACCCAACAGGCCAAGUGUCCUCUACUCUAUCAUCCGUCUACACUGCCCCUCGGCAGAGGGAUGGAGGGUCUAUAGGAGAGGAUGUAGCAUGUAUCUGUGGUAGGUACUUGACGCAAGUUUUCAGGGAUGAAGGUCUGAUUUUGGGAUAAAAUCUGUCUGAUGAGAAGAUGAGAAAACACCAGCCCUCCCAUAACUCUAGGAUUUAAAAGGGAAGGGAAGACCAAAGUCCACCACGAGACACAAGAUCAUGUCUCAACAGUAAAGUACGGCUUGAUCUUUCAGGAGAGGAAGUUUGCAUUAGGGACAAGAAUACGUACUUAUAGCUGUUACAGGAGGACCCAGUAGGGCCUCUAGGAGACAGAAAUGUUGGCUGGCUAGAUCACAGCCCCAUACUCUCCACCCCUUCCCGCCCCUCGACUCCUGGAAGGCAUUCCUUUGUAUACAGUGUAAAUCUUUUCUUUAUAAACUUUAUAGAUGGUUGGGAGAACUGCGCGAUUUCAAUAAUUGAUGAAGUAGCAUCAGCAUAUUUAUAUAUUAAUCUAUUUUAGUGUUUACUUUGUUACCGUAACUCUGUAUUAUACUGUACUUAAAUAAUAAAUCCAGAAGUAUUUUUCACACUUUUCAAA
Molecule: messenger RNA, 2586 nt
Organism: Mesocricetus auratus (golden hamster)
Lineage: Eukaryota; Metazoa; Chordata; Mammalia; Rodentia; Cricetidae
Gene: Plat
Product: plasminogen activator, tissue type
Exons: 14
Coding region: 207-1898 (563 amino acids)
Biological process (GO): plasminogen activation; smooth muscle cell migration
Cellular component (GO): extracellular region
Molecular function (GO): serine-type endopeptidase activity
Source: RefSeq, a predicted model, not a curated record